AUGGCGCGCGGCAAACUGAUAGUUUUCGAGGGCUUGGAUCGUGCAGGGAAAUCCACACAGUGCGAGAAGCUUGUUGCGGAUUUGCAAAAUGAUGGCGUCAAGGUGCGGCAUAUGCGGUUUCCUGAUCGAACGACACCGAUCGGACAGAUGAUUAAUAGCUAUCUGAGUGGGCAAAGCGACCAGGAGGAUCAUGUGAUUCAUCUCUUAUUCUCUGCCAAUCGAUGGGAAGCAGCUCCAUCUAUCCGAGCAGACCUCGCUGCUGGCACUACAGUCAUCAUUGAUCGCUAUUACUACAGCGGCUGCGUGUAUUCAGCCGCCAAGCAGAACCCCAACAUGAGCCUCGAGUGGUGUCGGAAACCUGAUGUCGGGCUCCCACGACCAGACCUGUGUCUUUUCCUCGAUAUUUCUGCCGAUGAUGCGGCGAAACGAGGCGGCUUUGGCACGGAAAAGUACGAAAAGAAGGACAUGCAGGACCGCGUGCGAGAAUUGUUCGAGACGUUGAUGCAGAAGAAAGAGGGCGAGGACUUUGUACGCAUCGAUGCGGGUGCCAGUCUCGAAGAGGUGGCGGCAAAGGUCAGAGAGCAGGCUGAUCGGUGCAUUGAGCGAGUUGCGAAAGGACAGUUGCCGCUACAAACAGUCGAAGAGUGGUAA
Bipolaris zeicola 26-R-13 is the source of this 651-nucleotide messenger RNA. RefSeq lists its product as uncharacterized. Bases 1 to 651 code for a protein of 216 amino acids. Gene Ontology annotation, molecular function: dTMP kinase activity; ATP binding. The record is from RefSeq and is a predicted model, not a curated record. Gene Ontology annotation, biological process: dUDP biosynthetic process; dTDP biosynthetic process; dTTP biosynthetic process. NCBI's taxonomy places the organism in Eukaryota, Fungi, Ascomycota, Dothideomycetes, Pleosporales, Pleosporaceae. Gene Ontology annotation, cellular component: cytosol; nucleus; cytoplasm. The transcript is spliced from 3 exons.